Molecule: messenger RNA, 1131 nt
Organism: Cooperia oncophora
Lineage: Eukaryota; Metazoa; Nematoda; Chromadorea; Rhabditida; Trichostrongylidae
Source: the annotation of a GenBank genome assembly
AUGUCUAGCUUGGGCAGCGCAUGCCAACACGGAGUGAUCCGACAUCAUAUUGAGCUAGUCUGUAGUCAAGACAAAGAAUGUUCCUGUGAAAUUGGACAAGAACUCCUGUUCAACAAAAUACAAUGGAAGCACUGCAUUGAAAUGCAUCUCCGGAACCGAACGGUUCGCAUGGUAAGCGUAGUAAAGGCUGUACACUUCAUCUGCCUGAGAAUAAGAUAUUUUGCUCCCACAGGUGUGCAGAGAUGGGAUCGUGCACAAGUAAUAUAUGCGAUACGCUCAGAGCAAACGAUACUGUACCAGAGCUUCGUAAGUCCAGAUUCUACCCUGGAUAUUCUGCCUUGGCGGUUUACUGUCCGGCUGUCUGUUGCCAACACCUUCUUGCGUCUUCUACAGAACAACACACGUCCCCGUCGUAUACGAGGUUUUCGAGUGCCAAGAUUGGUCCCUUCGAUCCACCUUGAAAUAUCAAGUAAUAUAUUUGGGGUAACCAAAGAACAAGCGUACCGGUUGUGUGUCCCACAAGGUACGAUGCACAGAAAAGAUUCAGCAAAUGUGAAAACAGAAUGGUAUGCAGUUGUAGCGCCGGGAAAGCUCCUCACACCUGCGAGUGCAGCAAAGCACUCCGCCAAUCAGGUACGAUCAGAGGACUCGAAUCGUCUGCCUCUGAAGACAGGUUCCAUAGAAAUGCAUUCUAAAGGUAGCCACGUCGUUGUAGAUUCAUUCGAGGAAAUUACGUUACUCAUGCGGUCUAAUAUUUUGACCAAUGUCUCCGAUUUAGCAGUCAAUGCCUAUGUUAGUGAGCUGUCGGGCUGUUACGAGUGCCUAUACGGAGCACGUGCAAAAGUGUCCUGUGUUUCACACUAUAAUACCGUAGCCGAAAUCCAGUGCAACAACUUCACAACAGUAAAACUUAGCCUCAGAGGUCAGCUUUUUAAUUAUCCCAUCUUGAAUGACUCAGUAUUCUUCCUUAAUUCGGAGGAAGCUCGUAUUAAUUUGCUAGACUUCUCUCAAUUCCAUCUCCCUGACUUCAAGCCAUUGUUGGGAACAAUCAAAAGUCACUGGAAGAUGGCCUUAUGCAUUGCUGACACUAUACUUCAGUUACCGGUCUUAUCUACUUAUUUGGACCAGUAG